UCUACUUGGCUUUGUCUCAAGGGAUGUCAAGAUGGAGAACUUUGGUGUUCACAUAACAAAAGAUCAUCGUCUGAAAUUCUACGUUUAUGACUUUGAAUUGUCUCAAAAAUACAAGGAUAUUGAAUCGGGUAAACCAACUGUUCAGAAAAUACGCGGUUCAAAGGGUUUUGGCACAGCAGAAUCUGCCCCAUUGGUACAAAUGACUGGAUCUAGGCGGACUUUUCCUGUUGACGAUGUUGAAGGAUGGUUUUAUUGUUUAUAUCACAUUUUAUGUGGCUCGAUUCCGUGGGAUAUCGGAUGGCCUGAACCGGAAUUCCGUAGAUCUACUUAUGCGACGACGUAUUCGGGGAUUCGUUAUACUAAACAAGAAAUGCAUAAAACUGGAAGAAUUUAUUGUGCAAAGAAAUACGAUUGUCUAAUGAGUGAAAUCUUCAAUGUAAUCCUCAAAUGGUUGAAAACACCAGAAGUAGUAGAGGCGCGUUUCUAUGAUGAGAUAUGCUCAAUUUUGAAGAGAGGAGUGUACAACUGUGGAAAAGCUGAAUUGAUGGAUUGCAGCAUUCACUGCUCGAAGCAUUAUAAGAAGCAUCAACGUCAUGAAGCUUAA
Molecule: messenger RNA, 604 nt
Organism: Meloidogyne enterolobii
Lineage: Eukaryota; Metazoa; Nematoda; Chromadorea; Rhabditida; Meloidogynidae
Source: the annotation of a GenBank genome assembly